Molecule: messenger RNA, 2520 nt
Organism: Hemicordylus capensis (graceful crag lizard)
Lineage: Eukaryota; Metazoa; Chordata; Lepidosauria; Squamata; Cordylidae
Gene: GTF2F1
Product: general transcription factor IIF subunit 1
Exons: 15
Coding region: 256-1812 (518 amino acids)
Biological process (GO): positive regulation of transcription elongation by RNA polymerase II; transcription initiation at RNA polymerase II promoter
Cellular component (GO): nucleus; transcription factor TFIIF complex
Molecular function (GO): TFIIF-class transcription factor complex binding; RNA polymerase II general transcription initiation factor activity; DNA binding
Source: RefSeq, a predicted model, not a curated record
GCAAGCGGGAAACGGAAGUAUUAUUAGAGACCCAUAAAUACUGUAUCCGCUUUGCUGCCGCCGGGUGUUGACGCGCGUGCGCGCGCGGGGUGGUGGAAAAAGCAGAGACUUGGGCUGCCUAGAACUGCUUCCUGUCAGAAAAAGAAAGGGAUUCUGCACCGGACAAAAGCACGUUGCCCAUUUAAAACUCUUCUGGGAGAAAAGACUGGUGCUUUUACAGAGGCUUAGCUGGUCAUCUACACAGCAUAUCCAGAAAUGGCUUCUUUGGGGACUAGCAGCCAAACAGUUACUGAAUAUGUGGUCCGCGUUCCCAAAAACAUGUCCAAAAAAUAUAACAUUAUGGCUUUCAAUGCUGCUGACAAGGUCAACUUUGCUACCUGGCACCAGGCAAAGAUGGAACGAGAUCUCAGCAAUAAGAAGAUCUACCAGGAAGAAGAGAUGCCAGAGUCUGGAGCGGGCAGCGAAUUCAACCGCAAGCUGCGUGAGGAGGCACGGCGCAAGAAAUAUGGCAUCGUUUUAAAGGAGUUCAAACCUGAAGACCAACCUUGGAUCCUGAAAGUCAACGGCAAAGCUGGGCGCAAGUUCAAGGGUGUGAAAAAGGGUGGUGUGACAGAAAACACAUCCUAUUACAUCUUCACACAAUGUCCAGAUGGUGCUUUUGAAGCCUUCCCUGUCAACAACUGGUACAACUUCACACCCGUUGCCAAGCACCGCACACUGACUGCAGAGGAAGCUGAGGAGGAGUGGGAGCGGCGGAACAAAGUUCUGAACCACUUCAGCAUCAUGCAGCAGCGGCGGCUGAAGGACCAAGGCGAGGAGGAAGAGGAGGAGAAGGAGAAGAAGGGCAAAAAGAAGGGGAGUGAUCUAAAAAUCUACGACCUGGAAGACGAGCUGGAGAUGAGUACAGAUGAAAGCGAGCUAAGCGAUGCUGAUGGUGAGAAGUCAGCCAAACCCAAAAAGAAAGCCCCUGUGAACAAGAAGAAGAAAAAGAAGAAGAAGGGAUCAGAUGAUGAGGCCUUUGAGGACAGUGACGAUGGGGACUUUGAAGGCCAGGAGGUGGAUUACAUGUCUGAUGGAUCUAGCAGUUCUCUAGAGGAAGCAGCGGGCAAACCCAAGGCGACCAAAGAGGAAGACGUCCUGAAAGGUAUAGAUGAAGCAAGUGAAAGUAGUGAAGAAAGUGAGGAAGAAAAGCCUGCAGAGGAGAAGGAAGAGGAAGAGGAGGAGAAGAAGGUCCCCACUCCACAGGACAAGAAGAAAAAGAGAGAUACCAGUGAUGAAUCCGAGACAUCUGAAGAUAGUGACAUUGACAGUGAAGCCUCUUCGGCACUCUUCAUGACGAAAAAGAAGACCCCACCCAAGAAGGAACGGAAGGGCUCGGCUAGCAGCUCACAAGGAAACAGCCGCCCGGGGACACCUUCAGUGGAUGCAGGCACCUCCUCCACACUGCGGGCUGCAGCCAACAAACUGGAGCAAGGUAAACGGCAGGCAGGAUCUAGUGAGCUCCCUGCAGCCAAGAGGCUGAAGAUGGAUGCUGGGCCCCAAGCCUCCACAACAUCUGGUAAAUCUACCCCACAGCCACAGUCCGGCAAAUCGACACCCAGCAGUGGUGAUGUGCAGCUGACUGAGGAUGCAGUGCGCCGUUACUUGACCCGCAAACCCAUGACCACCAAGGAUCUGCUGAAGAAGUUCCAGACAAAGAAAACCGGGCUGAGCAGUGAGCAGACAGUCAACGUGCUGGCCCAGAUCCUCAAGCGCCUCAACCCCGAGCGCAAGAACAUCAAUGACAAGAUGCACUUCUUCCUCAAGGAAUAAGAGGGCAGACCAGAGACAAGCUCUCUUUGGCCCCCACCGUCUUGCUUGGUGGCUCUGAGCCCCUGUAUUUAACCAGCAGCCGGGGUGGUUAGUAGUUAGGACUGUGUGGGCUGGCAUUUGCCUCUGUUGGGGAAAGACAUCUCCUUAAGGGAAGGAGCCAUUGCCCUAACUUCACCCAAGUGCCCCUUUGAGAUUAGAUUGGCACUGCCUAUAAAGGGGCACUGGAAACAUAUGACCUCUGAAUGGGGAAGAAUUUUUCCUCCAUGUGGAGGGAUUUGCAAAUGAAAUGCUGCCAUUUUUUUUUCCUUUUUAAUAAAUGAGGGCGUCUUUUACACUCCUUCCCUCUGUUUACUCCUAUGCUAGAAAGCCUUGAUGGGCAAACCUUAUGCCCUCCUGAUGAGUCACUUGUAACGUGCUUCAUUCUCAUCCCUAAUCCCUCCUCCCUCAGCACAGACUUGGAGAACAUUGUUGCUGGUGUAGACAUAUUUCUCCAUAUACACUUUUAAUAGGUCUAAAGCUCCAUGCUCUGAUCUGAGCCCUUGUUCUUAGGGUUGGCCUCCUUCGGCACCAGACCAUCUGGCUGUCACUAGUUUCCUCCAACCGAACCUGGACUAUUGUAUUUUAGUCUGUGAUGAAAGGCUCUGGGAUCUUUUUAGAAUGUAGAAUUACAAAUUCUGUAACACUGGAAUAAAUUAUGCAUUGGAUAGA